AUGUCGAAACGUUCUCCUCCAGCGUCAACACUGCAUCAAAGACGUGGUCAUGUGGGGAACCUCAAGAGCAUCGACACCGACAGGAGACACCUGACCGGUCCGUUCGUGACUCAAACACCACUGGAUUCCGCUACUCCAGAAUCCAGCUACUUCCCCGUGCCGACUGUUGGUCGUCAGGGAAGUACGUUUUGGAGUGACCUCAAGUCUUGGAGAUGGGUCGUCAAUCCAGUGUCGUCGUUCAAGUUACUCGCCAUCCCCGUUAUUCUCUACUUCAAUUGGGAACUCGUCGCCCAGAACAUGGCACCCGGCUUGUCGAACCCGUUUAGUCCCCUACUAUUCAUCUCAUACCCUGUGGGGUCGGACUCAGUGGACGUACGAUACGCGAAAGGGUACCUAGAUCUGGUUUUCCUCGCAUAUUAUAUCAUUUUCUUCUCUUUCGUGCGGCAAGUUAUCAUUAUCCAUGUCUGCCACCGUGUUGCCCGCUAUCUUGGUAUUAAGCGUGAAGGGAUAUUGGAUCGCUUUGGUGAGCAGGGCUAUGCACUAAUAUACUUCGCAAUCAUGGGUGCAUGGGGCUACCGCAUCAUGGGACAAUUGCCAACGUACUGGUUCCGGACGGAGUACUUCUGGAUUGGUUACCCCCAGUGGGAAAUGAAGCCUGAGUUAAAACGCUAUUAUUUGAUGCAUAUGGCGUACUGGUGCCAGCAACUCAUCGUUCUUCUCCUUGGUCUGGAAAAGCCACGCAAGGACUACCAGGAACUUGUUGUCCAUCACAUAGUAACUUUAUGGCUGAUUGGUUGGAGCUACCUGGUCAACCUCACACUAAUAGGCAACGCUGUAUAUAUGAGCAUGGACAUACCAGACGCGUUCCUCGCUUUUUCCAAGCUCCUGAAUUAUAUCAAGCUGGAACGUGCAAAGUUCGUUUCAUUCGUGGUAUUCAUCGCGGUUUGGACAUACUUCCGCCAUUACUUGAACUUCGUCAUUCUUUGGUCUGUUUGGACGGAGUUUGAUCUCGUUCCUGAGGUGUCCCGCGUAUGGGCACCACCGACAGGUGCUUGGCUGGUGUGGUGGAUGAAGUACCAGAUCUUUGCGCCGAUCCUUCUUUUGCAAAUGCUCAAUCUCUUCUGGUACUAUCUCAUUUGGCGCAUUGCGAUUCGGUCCAUCACCAGUACUUUGACAGACGAUAGAUCGGACGACGAGGAUAAUGAUGGAGAUGCCGACGAUAUCAACGAAAAGGAUGAGUAA
Molecule: messenger RNA, 1242 nt
Organism: Pisolithus orientalis
Lineage: Eukaryota; Fungi; Basidiomycota; Agaricomycetes; Boletales; Pisolithaceae
Product: longevity assurance proteins LAG1 LAC1
Exons: 11
Coding region: 1-1242 (413 amino acids)
Biological process (GO): ceramide biosynthetic process
Cellular component (GO): membrane
Molecular function (GO): sphingosine N-acyltransferase activity
Source: RefSeq, a predicted model, not a curated record